AUGUCGCACGCACCCGUUCGCUCGCCCUACCGCCCGCUCGUCGGGCCAGGAAAUAUCAAGGGCGUAGAUCGCCGAUACCCGUUCUUCAACGGUGGUGGACGCGAUCCCGCCACUCUUCACUCCGGCAUCGAGCAUCGGAUGCCCUUUUGCCUUCACGGCUGGGACGCGCAGUCGCGUCAGCCUGACUACAUGAAGAACACGGAGCGCACGCUUUUUGGCUGCCGUGGCUACGUUAAAGAUCACGAGAUGGCGGACGAGUGGGACUGUGGAUAUUUGGAAGAAGGAAUCGUCGACGUUGGUGUACAAUCUGUACAAAUCACCAAUCCGUUCUGGGAUGGUGGUUUGUGGCCUCCCCCGGACUUUAAACAAUGGUAUUACCGGAGGAGCAAAGUCAUGGCCACACCGAAGUCUUCUGUAUCCUCCUCGAACAAGGCGUCUUCGUCGUCCACUGGCACCUCAUACCCCUCGCCCCAAUCCAGCCCGUCUCGUGCUCGCUAG
Messenger RNA from Peniophora sp. CBMAI 1063, 498 nucleotides. Lineage: Eukaryota; Fungi; Basidiomycota; Agaricomycetes; Russulales; Peniophoraceae. The record is from the annotation of a GenBank genome assembly.